Amoebophrya sp. A25 is the source of this 1339-nucleotide messenger RNA. The record is from the annotation of a GenBank genome assembly. NCBI's taxonomy places the organism in Eukaryota, Dinophyceae, Syndiniales, Amoebophryaceae.
CUUCAUUUUAUGGCGGACAAUGGGGAUAUAACGAUGAUAAUUGCGAAUCUGCACUUCUGAUAUUGAUUCUUAUUUUUCUGCCUGCGUGUAAUUACUGGUACUAAAAUUGUGACAUGCACAUGAUCGUACAGAUAAAAAACCUCGUGAUUUUCCCUUCCUAUUCCUGAUUAUUACACACAUAAUCUUCAUAACACAAGUAUGCGCUUGUCGCCUUCCUUAAUCUUCAUCUUGUAGUUCUAAUCUCCGCGUCCUCUACUUCCACACGGUCUGGCGUCGCAAAGUUGAGGUUUUUGUUUAUUCCAACUGCCUUCGAGCCGAUGGCAAAACUGCGAUGUUUAAGGGCUUUCUGGCGAAUUGGCGAGAAACGCAGCAUAUGAGUGCCCGAGCCAUGGCGGAUUUGAUUCAUUUCCACGACAAGAUUCACAUCCUGGUCGACUGCACGGGGCACACGAGUUAUAAUUAAGGCAGAAGCUGCACCUGGCGCUCAGUGCCAGGACUACAUUCAUAGAAGAAGAGUCUUUGGAUCAUGCAAAUGCAUCAACAAGAACUACAUUUAUUACAUUUUCUUCAGCAAGAUUUUUACGACAAAUCAUGCUAGUACAUUCUAAUCUCUCCGCUUAGACGUAUUCGCGCUCAAACCCGCGCCAGUGCAAGUUAGCUGGAUCGGGUACCCGAACACGACUGGUUUGCCGCAGAUACAACACCGCUUGACCGAUAGAUGGGCUGAUCCCAUUGGAACGCGACAAUUGCAUAGCGAAGCACUACUUAGGGCUUUAAUCUUUAUAAUGCAUCCUGUUUCCUGGCAUCAUGGUCACGCUUCUUUUUAAGGGAAAACGGAAACCAGGAUGCUCAGCACCAAGAUGGAUUUAUGUACGUUCUAAACUACGCAGAGUAGACCGUUGCUUUCUAUGCUACACGCCAUUGCUGGAAAGUGUCGAACGCCUACUAGCGGAGCCACCGGACCCAAACCCUGAUGAUGCGUGGGAAUCGAUUAGCAAGAAUUCUUGUGUGAACGUUUUUAGCUUUGUCAAAGCUUCUGGCACUGAAACAGAAAGUGAAAGUAGGAACGGUUUUUUUAAGGCUUACCCGAAUCCAUCCCCGAAGCAUCUUGGGCCUGCCCCAUGAGGCGAAACACGCCCCAAGACGAGCCCCAAGAUGGAUUUGGGUGAGCUCUAAUUCUACUACUAGUAGUACUCGUACGCCUCGUCGAAAACAAAAACUUGCUUGCAAACUACGCGCCCCGAUACUAGUAACACCAGAAAACGACGUGGAACGGUUUGGAAGAUUCUUUGGAAACCUGUCGGGUCCAGGACUUGCUCCAGGUGCUGCUGUUGACGCG